GCCUGUCGUGCAACUCAUAUCAAAAACUCCUCGGGGAGGUUUAGGUCAAGAGCAGCUAGAGGGACGACAGAGAACGGUGCGGUGUCACGCUGGUCACGGAAUGUCACCUGCAUGUGAUGCAUCCCGAGAUGAUUCGUCACACACCGCCUCAGGCUCGCCACCGCUUCGGUCGUACACUCACAGUAACCCUCGCCGCAUCCGUAACGUCCUGCUCACUCGUGCUUGCCCACCAUGGACCGGCUAGAGAAUAUCUCCUCAACGCUCUCGCAGAUCACGAUGUACGACAUCAAGAGCAUGUACAACCAGGCAAAGAAUGUCGUCUUCAAUGUGAGCGAGAUGGAGGCGAAGGUCAGGGAGGCGACGAACGACGAGCCAUGGGGCGCGAGUUCGACGUUGAUGCAAGAGAUCUCCCAAGGGACGUUUAACUUCCAAAACUUCAACGAGAUCAUGCCGGCCAUCUACGCGCGUUUCAUGGAGAAGGAGGCACGACAAUGGCGACAGAUCUACAAGGCGCUGCAACUCCUUGAGUACCUCGUGAAGAAUGGCAGCGAACGUGUCGUUGACGACGCCCGCUCUCACAUUGCCACUGUCAAGAUGCUUCGGAACUUUUACUACGUAGAUGACAAGGGCAAAGAUCAGGGUCUGAACGUCCGGAAUAGGUCCAAGGAACUUGUGGACUUGCUUAGCGACGUGGACAAAAUCCGUGUUGAGCGCAGGAAGGCGAAGACAAACAAGAGCAAGUACACCGGAAUUGGGAACGACGCUAUGAGCUACACAUCAGGCGGGGGCCGGUAUGGCGGCUUCGGCAAUGACAGCGCCGGUUAUGGCGGUGGAGGCUCAGGAUAUGGAGGCGGAGGCGGAGGCUAUAGCGGAGACUACGGAAGCAGUUACUCGGGAUCGAGCUCUAGUGCAGGAGGCUUCCGGGACGAUGCGGGGAGAAGAGGCUUCCAGGAGUACGACGCAGGUGACGACGAGGAGUUGCCACGACGGUCGAACUCGGUCUCGUCCAGGCCGUCUACGCAGCGACGAGGCUCCGCCGCCCAGACAACUGCGGCUACGCCCAUAACACCCAAAGCUCCCGAGCGUGCUCCAAUAGUGGAUCUCCUUGGAAUGGACGACGAUUUCGCCAGCGCACCGGCCGGUACCGAUAAGGCGUUGCCGGCUGUUGCUCAGCCAACGACAACAGAUGCGCUCGAUGACGACUUCGACGACUUCCAAACAGCACCUGCGGCGGCGCCGGCGCCCGCUAUUCCUGUGGCACCGAUACUUGCCCAACCACAACAAAUGGCUGCUCCCCUCUUCGCUCAACAGGCACCAUUGCAGACAAUGACACCCCCUAUGCAAACGAUGAGCCCGCCCAUGACUUCCAUGAGCCCUGUGCAGAGCAUGCGCCCGGGUAUGCAGCCCAUGAACACGAACAGGAUGAGCAUGGGCAGCAUGACGGCCUCCCCUGCCACAACGACGUACGCGCGCCCGUCAUACAUGUCACCUACCACGGCGUCCAUGCAGCCGUCCAUUUUCCCAUCGCAACCCGCGCGGGCCAACACCAUGACCCCGCCUGCGACGACUGGAACGCCGAAGCCCGCCGCUAGCGCCAACUUCGAGGACUUGUGGUCCAUGUCCCUUGGAUCGCCGUCGGCAAGUAAGCCAGGUACGCCGGCCGCCGGUGCUAAGUCGAUAAAGGACUUGGAGAGGGAGAAGGCACAGGCCGGCAUCUGGGGAGCGACCAAUGCCCGGCCUGCGUCCGGUGUAGGCGCCUUUGGUGCGUUCGGGGCUGCUGGGAGUACUUCGACGCCGGCCGCGCAGACGUCCUCCUCGAACUCACAAGCCGGGAAUGGGUUGGACGAUCUGCUUUUCUAGGUGUUUGUGCGGUGUUCAAUCGGUAUUGCGUUUGUUACUAGUGUCACGUGGGUUACGACUACUAUCUAGAAAACUGUCUUUUCUGAGCUGAACUGGAUGAUGGAGAUCUC
Messenger RNA from Rhodofomes roseus, 1970 nucleotides. RefSeq lists its product as uncharacterized. Gene Ontology annotation, cellular component: plasma membrane; clathrin vesicle coat; endosome. Gene Ontology annotation, molecular function: phospholipid binding; clathrin binding. The transcript has 9 exons. Gene Ontology annotation, biological process: endocytosis; Golgi to endosome transport. Bases 232 to 1860 code for a protein of 542 amino acids. The record is from RefSeq and is a predicted model, not a curated record. NCBI's taxonomy places the organism in Eukaryota, Fungi, Basidiomycota, Agaricomycetes, Polyporales, Fomitopsidaceae.